AGAUUAUGACAGAUGCAGCUUGUGUUCCAGACCUCAACCCCAUAAUUUCCUGGACCCACUGAUCAGCAUAUGGCUCAGAACAAAUGUCCGUUAUGGUCUAUACCCUGCAACGACGGCGAUGGUUGCUAUGGAGUCGAGGAUCUUUGUGAUGGUGAAGCCAAGUGUAAAGAUGGGACUGACGAGAUCUUCAUGGACUGCAGCGGACACACGAGUCCAAAUCCCUUAACUAGCAGUCCAACAGCUUGCUCCACUGGGGGCACCUGUUUGAACCCUGACGGAGAUAAGAUAUGUCUGACGGAGAGUGACCUGUGUGAUGGUAUCCGGCAGUGUAAAGAAGGUUUUGACGAGAUGUCAUGUGGUAACCCCUACAUCCUCCCCACCCUGGUCAGCCUUGCAGCCAUCCUGGUGAUCGUGAUCAUCAUGUGUGCAGUUUAUAAACUGUGCCUCUACCGCUACUCCUCCACUCGCGUCAACAACGACCAGUCCACCUCCUGUUCCACUAUUUUCCUCAAAAAACACGCCUCAGAGACCAGAAUAGACCUUGAUCAGCUUGAGCCAUCCGACAAAAGUUCGGAGAUGAGCGACGAGCAGCAUGCGCUGUGCGACGAGCACGCACUGCGCGCUGGAGAAGAGCCGACGCGGUGCGAUAAUUGCGUCCAGUAUCCGUCCCAAGAAGAGGACGAACUAACGGAGGACGAGACCAGUGUGGGAAGCAGCACUCAGUGGGUCUCCACCACCAUAUGAGGAAUGAGUUCUCAACACGUGACAUUAGAGUUCAUAGUCACUUUAGUGUUCAGCUAGCUACCAAAAUUAUUAUUAGGUCACCAGAGCAAAACAGAAGGAAGAAGCUCCAGUGAUUGGUGGUAAUCCCAGUGAGGUUAACUUAGACUUCCAGCAAGUGACCACUCACACUUUGUGGCAGCCACAUUGAAACCUGAGUGGUGAAGUGGAAGUGAAACUACCGCUACCACACCACAUGAACUAGAGUAGAUAUAGUCAUUAGUAAAGCAGAUCGAUAGCCAAGAUUUGGUUUUUCUUUGAUACGAUUUUAGUUUAUUUAAGUUUUGUAAAGUGUAAAUUGUGAUGAAAAUUUAGUUUUUCUAU
Messenger RNA from Bolinopsis microptera, 1104 nucleotides. RefSeq names its product low-density lipoprotein receptor-related protein 12-like. Gene Ontology annotation, molecular function: protein binding. Bases 70 to 744 code for a protein of 224 amino acids. NCBI's taxonomy places the organism in Eukaryota, Metazoa, Ctenophora, Tentaculata, Lobata, Bolinopsidae. The transcript is spliced from 3 exons. The record is from RefSeq and is a predicted model, not a curated record.